AUGCCUGUCCAACGUCCUAAUCCGGGCCCACGGCUUGAAACUCUCGCGUCGCACUCGGACCCCUCCGUACCGCUCGUCAGCGUGUACACACCCUCACGGCGACCGAUUCCCGACCCCGAGGAACCCAGUGACACCGACGCCCUGGAGACGGUCGCGCGCACGCUCGAAACAGCCGUGCUCAAGGACCGAUUCAGUACCUCUGGCGCCAACCACGAGCGCCUGGACGUCUACUCCCUACCGCCUGCGACAGCAACAGACUCGGAGGAGGAAGCCAUCAAGGACGGACUUUUUGCCACCCUGGCCGAAGCAGAUGCCGCCGUGCAGCGCUGUGUCGCGCACCAGUGGGCCGAGAUCGCCGCACGAGAAAACAGCGGCAAGGAGUGGUACAUCCAGCGCUACGACGUGCUCAACGGCGAGUGGCGACGAGCCAUUGCUGUAGUACGCACACCCGUGGCCGAGUGGGAGUGGGGCAUGAGGGACAAGACGGGACGCGGAAUGAUGCUGUCAACGGUCAUGUUUGAUCGUCCCAAAGACGGGCCCCACCAGGUGUGCGUCUCCUCGGGCUCCACCGAGGGAGACAUCCAGACGCUCGUCCAUGAGUUGAGGCACGAGUUGAACUGGCAGCAUAGCUUUGUGCAGUUCUUGAAUUAG
This is a messenger RNA of Diaporthe citri, 651 nucleotides long. RefSeq lists its product as uncharacterized. Lineage: Eukaryota; Fungi; Ascomycota; Sordariomycetes; Diaporthales; Diaporthaceae. The transcript has 2 exons. The coding region runs from base 1 to 651 and encodes 216 amino acids. The record is from RefSeq and is a predicted model, not a curated record.